Drosophila mojavensis is the source of this 5691-nucleotide messenger RNA. RefSeq lists its product as uncharacterized. The transcript is spliced from 4 exons. The record is from RefSeq and is a predicted model, not a curated record. Bases 114 to 5525 code for a protein of 1803 amino acids. NCBI's taxonomy places the organism in Eukaryota, Metazoa, Arthropoda, Insecta, Diptera, Drosophilidae.
CUGUUUGUUCGCUUGUGGAAUUUUGUACGUUGACUUUUGAUUUUAUAGUCAAAAAGUGUUUUUGUUAAGUGUUAGUAAAUGUUUCAAGUAUUUAGUAGAAAUUUUAUUUGACAAUGACUAUGCAGAUGACAGUAAGCGGUAAACUUGAUACAAAUUGUAAGCAACGGUAUAGAUUUGCUGACCCCGAACGCGUUAAAAAAGAUCUCGAAAACGAGCGUCGCAUAACUCGUUUACAACAGGUACGCGAGAAAUCCAACACUUUGGCUCGCCACAUACGCCAAGAAGUGGCCACGGAACAAACGCGUCAAUUAAGAGCCCUGGAACAAGUGAAACAGCAAGAGUUAGAUACAUGGCGGGAGCAUGUUGUGGCCAAAAAAUGUCAGGACUACCGUACUUCCAUGUUUCAGGUAGGGGCCGCCCAUCGAGCCGCCCAGGUUGAAACCGAAAACGCCGAAAAGCAAAAGCAGCUGCGAGCCGAGAAGAUACAACAAUGUCGCCAACUCGCAGCGAAACGUGCAACACAGCACAAACCAGCAAAUGUUCUGCGCUCGACAGCAACACGGGGCCUUAAUGUGGCGGGUCGCGCCACUGCAGGCACACAAACACCAGUACAAGUAGACAGACAGAGAGAAACCGGCGGCAAAGAGAACAGAUUGUGCAAUAAUCAUGCCUGCAAAGGAGGGAAAAGACAUCAUUCGUGUAAAUGCAGUCAUGAUAAAAGACGUUCAUCAACUAACGAUCGCAAUGAGAGCAACGAGGAGGAAGAAAUAUUCGAAAUAACAUCGGAUAGCAACAGCAGCGACGAUGACGGAUCGCAACCAGCUGCCAAUGAUGCGAGCAGUGGGUCAACUCAGCUUCAACAGACGCCUCCAGUUAUUUUAGAUGUGGAUGCCGAAAGUGAGGACUCACUGGAAAUCUGCACACGCAAUGGGAUUGAAAUUAACGAUCGACACAUGCAGAGCAAUCGCAAAUUUAGUCGCGUCGUUCGUCCCACUCCUGUCAAAUCGUCAGGACUGCAGCCACCACCAGCAUCGACCGCUGCUGCUGUGCCUGGUCGACCACGUUUCACUCAAAUCAGCGACUUGGUGAGGCGUACAAGUACAAACUUGGAGGGCGCACAGAAACAAGCAGCUGAAGAGGGAGAAGACCGCACAAAAAGUCCGACGAGAUCGUCGUCACGGUCCCCUAGAAAGCCAACAAAAGAAACUUCUCAAGCUGGUUCAUCCAAUGUUUCGCCUACUCGAACAGCAAAGGAGCCUAAUCAAAAAUCUAAGAUGUUACCACCAGACAAUCAUCAGCAAAUUCCAAAACGUUCCUCGUUGCGAACCAAUAAGCCGCCCGUUCCUCCGGUUAAGGUAAUAGAUGCAGGAUUGGGACGCAGCGCAGCACCGGUGAAACCAGCCAGUGUAACACCAGCCAAUGCUGCUGGCACGGAAAAUCCGGAGAAGGAAGCAGCGGCCGAACAGCAAGCCCGUACGAAUCCCAUGCAACAACCACCCGUACAACUGUUUCACAUGCAGCAGCCACCAGUCGAUCCGCUGCAGGUGCAACACAUAAGUGUGCACCCACUGCCACCUUACAUUCCUCCGCAUCCAAUGUACGUACCACAGAUGAUGCCACCCUAUAAUAUGGUACCCUAUCCUAUGCCACCUUAUCCUACGAUGCCAACCAUGGGCCAGUGUCCCGGAAAAACCCAGCCAGUUCCAACUUCGGCAUCUAGUGCAUCUGGUGCUCCUUCUAACACGAUGACCAAUAAAUCGGCAGGUACCUCUAAAGGACUGGUUGGUGCAGCCAAUAACCUUGGGCACGUCCAGUUCUAUGAUCACAAUAACAAGUAUCGUCGCAACUAUAAGGCGCCCGAGAAAAGCGUGCAAGUGAAUCAGCACGAUUGCACAAAUAUGAAUGCCAUGGAAAAUGCACGCAUUGAGAAUCAGCUGCGGCAGCUACGCGAACUGGAACUGAAUAAUCUACGCCAAGUCACCGAUGAACGUGGUCAGAAGGCACUGCAACGCGAGCAGGUGCGUCGCGAUUGCGCCGAACUGGAGCAGAAAUUGGAGGCAUUAGCACAGCAGCAGCCACAACUGCUGCCGAGUGAUGCAAAUUUCGUGCCGAGUCACCGCUACGCGGAUCUAGCAUUGCGACGUGAACAGAAAAUGAAUGCAGCUAUGGAGGAGAUGCUCUUGCGUCCGGCCAUCGUUACCUGCCCGGAAGUGGGCGUAACCAAGCAUGUUUCACCUCGCAAAGGAAGCGUCCGUGGCAAAGCGAGCGUACCGGAGGCAAUCAAUGUGGGUGACCCACCGAGCAAGAUAGAUGAUGCUGUUAGCACGGCCAGCUGCUGUUCUAUAUUGCUAGAGUACGUUGAUGAUCAGAGUAAGCAGCUGCGUACAGAGCUCAAGGGAAUGCAGAGCAGUUCGUCCAAGUCAAUGAAGCUAAGGAGUUUGCUGCAGCGCAUCGAAAAAAUUCGCACACAACUGCUGGCCGAGUUGCAGGCGGGAGAUAUGACGGACGAUAAUGCCCAGAAAGUGAUCGACUCGAUACGCAAAGAGCGCGCCAAUAUAUUCACGGGCAGUGCAAGCAAUAUAAGCCAGCGAGAGAUGGAAUUGCGGCAGAAGGAGGAGUUGUUGGAGCAACGCAUACGCGUGCUAUACAAGCGGCAGAAGCAAAGCGAUGGUCAGAAGGAGCGCAAGAAAAAGGAUGAUGGCCCUGUCGAGAUCAUAAUCAAGGUGACGAGCGACGGUAGUGUUAAGCAGUGUAUUCCCAAACAUAAAUCUAUGGGCAAACUGCAGAGCAAGUCGAAACCAACCACAUCUUCAUCCUCCCAGCCCAGUGACAAAUCACCCAUAGUUACAACUGCUCAAGUCCAUCGACAGAACUCAAUAGAUUCCAAUUCAACGUCGUAUCGUGAAUUGCCGCCAGUCAGCUAUAAAAACACAAAUCCUGUAGAGGCAGUCAGCGCUACGCUGCCUGGUCAACCCGCUGCUGAGCCUCUGCAUCCAAUGCUCGUUCGUUAUGUGGAUCGCUUGCUAAGCAUGUCGCGCGCCUCCAUAGAUCAGUUAGGCGCCUCCGGCUCUGAAGUGGCAACCCCAACGGAAUCGAUCAUCAAUAAUCCUAGCAAUCUGCCACUUGAUUCCUUAGGGAAUGACACCUUACUUGAUAAUCAGCGUAUGGAGCGUGUGCAAGCCUUUAUCCAAGAAAAUCGUUGUUUUGUAUCUGAGCUUGAGGACACGUUGCGCAGUCAACACAAAGAUCAAGACAGAACAGGACAGGAACAGGGAGAGCAAAUAGAUAGGGAACGCAACAUGGAUGACGAUCAUCAGAAAUGGAAUACACUCUUGUCCAGGCAACAGUAUCAGCCGCAGCAACAGCAAAGGCAGCAGCAGCAGGGUCGGCAGCAACUGGAUCAAAGGCUGCAACAGCAGCAGCAGCAAAGGCAGCAACAGAGGCAGCAGCAGACUCAGCAGCAGAGUCAGCUGCAGCAGAGGCAGCAGCAGGCGCAGACUCAGCAGCUGCAGCAGCCGCGGCCGAACCAACCACAGCAGAGACAGCCGCAGCAAUUACAACAGCGGCAGCAAUCACAGCAGCCGCAGCAGUCACAGCAGCCGCAGCAAUCACAGCAGCAGCACCGGCAGCAGCGACAACAACAAUUUGAGAGACCGACUACCACUAACCGUGCGGUAGCAGAAGCGGAUAUGGCAUCUCGUCAGUCGACACAGAAUCAAGUAGCUACGACUACGACUGCGCAGAGAAACCAAGCCGCGGAGGGAACCAAGAGCAAGUCUCCGACCACGGAAAAAUGUUCAGUACAGCAGAUCGAACGAUAUGCCAAACUCACGGAGAACUGCACACAGCGUAUUGCAGAGCUAACGGAACUAAUAACCAAGGUGCGAGAGGAAAAGCAGCGACUGGUCGAAGUCACACUAACUUCGGCCAGUGAAGGGGAUCGCCACUCCACAGAGUAUUACGAUUUGCCGCCGUUGCCAGGGCAGCAACGCUCUCGCUCCGCAUCAGAGCGCAGUGACAGCCAUAAUACGACGACAUCCCAGUCUGAAGCUCUGCCGUUGCAGAAGAACAAGCCAACGGGUGCCAGUUUGGAUAGCGGUAUAUCUAUUUCACGACCGCUAACAGCACUAGGCCAGGUAGAUCUCCAAGAGCCCGAGCCACAGUCGUUGCCCCCCUCCACACCGAGCAGUGGAGCGCGUCGCUGCAAGGGGCCCCCAGCCACAAUACGUCGCUAUAGCCCACAGUUGACCGCAGAGGAACUGGCGCACGAGCUAUCCACCAUUACCGAGGUGGAUACGCCAGCGCAGUCGCAUAUUGUGCCUGCAGCUCCGACAGCAGUUUCGUUUCCCAGUUUCUACCAGUAUGCACGGGAGCUACAGCUUGACCUGUUGCACAUGGAUACGAAUCAAACCAGUCGGCUGCAGCACGAAUUUGAAGAGCUCAUUCAAACCAUCAAGAAACGAGGCCAUGAUGUUGACUAUCGCGAGUUUCCCAGUAUCAGUGCUUACUUACAUAACAUUACCGCAACAGCGACCCAUAUGGACAGCACGAAGGAUCACCAAUCCUUGCAAGCCGAUGAGGUCCUGCAGCGCCUACGCGUACAGAAUAUCAGUAUACGUGAAUUUCCUAACAGACGCGACUACAUACAACAGCUGCUGGAGAGGGAGCCCCCCGAGCAACGGGAGCUGAUUGACAGCGCCAGCCUGGACAGCAGCGAUUCCUUGAAUGUUGAGGCAGAGCUGCGCCAGAGGCGCAUACUCAGGUCAUCUUUUAAACGGGAUACACGACCGUGCGAGAUGCCUGACCAGGAAAUAGCCAGCAGCACACGUCGCGAUAGCGCACCUCCGGAUGUCACUUCAUGUUCGCCCAAUGAAAGUGGCAUAGCACCAUUGUCCAGGUCGCCGUUGACUAUCGAAGUGCAGGUGGAUAUAGAGCGCAUGGCUGCGCUCACUCUCAAUCAGAGGGAGCAGCCGCAACCUGCUGAGCCAAUGAACACUAGCGCCGGCAGUGCUUCAUCAGGGCUCCAUCAACGAUUUUGUGGCGGCACUGUAGAACAACCUUCAUUCAGAGACUCUGCUAUGGACGCACCGCAAGAUGUUAGUCAGAUGGGGCGGUCACUUAAUUUGCGUGAAUUUCUUACCAAAGAGCUGCUGAAACACCGUGUGAUCGGUAGAGGCAGCAACUCCGAGAGCACCGACGAAUCGAUAAAAAGCAACUUUCUGCAAUCUGUGAUUGAUUCUCUGUCUCCAAGUUCAGCAAACUCUCCAGCGCUCGGACAUGCCACCAAUGGCACCAACGAUAGACAAAAGACUUCGACACCCGUUGGCUCGUUUCACACCACGCAGGACAAAACGGGCUCGGUGCACAGCGUAGACACCCAACUAUUCUCAGUUGAGAGUCGCAUCUCCGCGGUCAACUACGCCGAUGGCACACCGCCAGUGCCUUACGAGCAGCAAACCACUUCUGCGGCGAAAUCGUCAGCAGGACGUAGCUCGAAGACUGCAGAUCGACUAUCGAGAAAAUGAUGUAUAGCUUUACCAAGUUUUCCAUGUAAUUCCAUUUUACUUGUAUGUGUUGUUGCUCAUUGUUUAUCAUCCUUACUGUGACAUUCAACCUGCUAUAAUCGUCAAAACGCAAUCAUUAUGAGAAUUAUUUAUAUAUAUUUUAAUAAAUUUAUUAAUUUCCACCGUU